Molecule: messenger RNA, 798 nt
Organism: Dibothriocephalus latus
Lineage: Eukaryota; Metazoa; Platyhelminthes; Cestoda; Diphyllobothriidea; Diphyllobothriidae
Source: the annotation of a GenBank genome assembly
CUUAAGGACGAAUCGCUUCCUUCCUCCCUCGUUGAGGCAUCGAUUGCGCUUUCUGAACAAAACGGGAACAGUGAUGAUCCCUUCCUAAUAAAUGAUGAUGAUCAAGUCACCAGCCUCCAGACUAUAAUUGACGAAUUCUCCAGUUUCCAGCCGCCCCCAGAAACGGUUAAUGAAGCUCUUCAGCAGAAGUUGGCAAAACAAAUAAAUGUUAAUCUACGUGAUGCCCUACAUAUUGUCGAUCAUUACCGCAUUAAUGACGUUGUACCACUCUUAAACGACCACGCAUACGUACAACGUGUGCUGUCUCCUAAUAAUGAGAUGGCCGCCGAAGUGGAUCUAAAAGUGAUCUUGGGUCCCCCAGUCAAAUAUAUCUGUUCGGUCACGGUGGAAACAUUUUUCUCGGAAAAUCAGCCGCCACUCAUAGAACUGGCAGCAGACGCUGACAGCGGCUUCAAUGAGCCUGGCACAGUGUUAGAAGCUUUGUCAUCGCGGCCAGUUGACUCACCAAAAACCACGCGGACAGAAGAGCUGUUAGAAAUAGCAUGCGCAGCUCCAACUUUGAAACCGGAGGAGAAUGGCACAGGUGCCUUCGAUCAGAAGACCUAUCGUCCCGUCAUGGCCAUCAUUUCUGACGAUUCAUCCUCUGACGAUGAACCCGAAUUUGUGCCAGGCUGUCCUGCUAUCAAAACGAACUCCGUGAGUGUCCCCAUCUUAAAUGGGCUAAAUUCCCUUUCAAUCACUUUUCUUGUUGUAUUUAUAGGCUGCCUUGACACACUUGAUUCCUGUCUGAAAAACUAA